Molecule: messenger RNA, 2995 nt
Organism: Papaver somniferum (opium poppy)
Lineage: Eukaryota; Viridiplantae; Streptophyta; Magnoliopsida; Ranunculales; Papaveraceae
Product: G-type lectin S-receptor-like serine/threonine-protein kinase At2g19130
Exons: 6
Coding region: 703-1920 (405 amino acids)
Biological process (GO): protein phosphorylation; recognition of pollen
Molecular function (GO): ATP binding; protein kinase activity
Source: RefSeq, a predicted model, not a curated record
GGAUCUACACUCUGUAAUUGAAAUUUUCGCUCUGCAAAAAUGAUAGGGUAAUUGAAAUACGAAAUUGGUCUUUCGCUCUUCCUAGAUUCCCCACCACAAGAAUACUCAGCACCAUUAUUCUGGUUGGGAGUUUAGUAUGUGGAAGACCAUCAUCUUGAUUUCAAGGAAUGGAAGGAUAGCAUAUGAUGGAGAAGAGUCCGUGAACUCCAUCAUACAAUUGCUGCGGAUAUAAUCUCUUUAGGCGAUUCUCUAACUGGAAAUCAAACUAUUAUAUCAAAGGGUGGAAAUUUUGAAUUGGGUUUCUUCAAACCAGGUAAGUCUCAGAAUCACUAUAUAGGUAUUUGGUACAAAAAAGUCUCAGCUCAAACUGUAGUUUGGGUUGCUAAUAGAGAUACACCUAUUCUUGAUCCAUUUUCUUCGAAAUUCACAUUUUUAGAUGGAAACUUAGUUUUACUUGAUAAUUUAAGUCGAAUACCAAUUUGGUCUACUAAUUUAUCUUCAAAUACACUGAAUACAACUCAAGUAGUCCUUGGUGAUGAUGGGAAUCUUGUUUUAAGAGAUGGUUCUAAUCCAAAUGUUGUGUAUUGGUGGUGUUUUGAUAACCCAACUGAUACUUGGUUACCUGGUGGAAAACUUGGGUUCAAUAAGAAAACUAACCAAACUCAGAAACUUAUUUCAUGGAGAAGUCGGGAAGAUCCAGCCAUGGGAUUUUACAACUUGCAAUCUGAUUCAAGCGGAACAAGUCAGUAUUUUGUAUACCGCAACAACUCCGAACAAAUUUGGAAAAGUGGGGAGUGGAAUGAAGAAUCAAAAACUUUUCAAUCAGUUCCCGAGAUGAGAUUAAAUUACAUUUUCAAUUAUAGUUACAUUUCGAAUGAAAAUGAGAGUUAUUUUACUUACUCACUUUACAACAGUUCUAUUAUCUCUAGAUUUGUUAUAGAUUUUUCUGGCCGAAUCCAGCAGCUUACGUGGUCAGAAACAACACAAAGGUGGAAUUUGUUUUGGUCUCAACCCAAAUUGUGUGAUGUUUAUGGCAUUUGUGGUCCUUUUGGCAACUGUAACCAGCAGGAUAUCUACGGUAGCUGUGAGUGUUUGCCGGGCUUUGCCCCACGAUCUCCUACAGAUUGGAGUCUCAAGGAUUCAUCUGGUGGAUGUGUAAGGAGCACGCCUUUGCAAUGUGGGAGUGAAGAUGGAUUUUCACCAAUCCCAACCUCAGGAUUGCCUGAUAAACCCCUCUACUCAGAAAUAGAUAGCGCUGAAGAAUGCAAAUCAGCUUGCGAGGCUACAUGUUCUUGCAAUGCUUACGCUUUCGACUAUCGAUGUCAAUUGUGGGAUGGAGAUAUAAUAAAUUUCAAUAACAUUACAUCUUCUCGUUAUGCAACAACUGUUUUCAAUCUGAGACUAGCAGCCACGGAUAUACGCAGUCCUUCACCUGUCUCUAGCAGUCUCGUACCUGUUUCCACUGCUGCAGUUAGAAAGAGAAAGGUGAUAGUUUGGAAGAUCGUCGUACCUGUUUUCUUUUUGGUGGCAAGUGUCAUGGGCGUCAUAGGAUACAUUUAUCUGCUCAAGAGAAAUAAAGCUAAUAAAACUAAAAGAGAAAGAUCGAAAGCAGUACAAGGAGUGUCGACUGGUUUGUUAAAAUCCAAGGCUACCUACGACGACACUCAAAAUACAAACAUGUUUGAUGAUGGUAAAACAAAUGGUGAAUCACAGGAAUUGCAAAUGUUUGGUUUUACUUGUUUAGCCAAUGCUACAAACAAUUUCGGCUUGACAAAUAAAUUGGGAGAAGGAGGUUUUGGACCAGUUUAUAAGGGAAAAUUGCAAAAUGAGCAGCAAAUAGCGGUGAAAAGAUUGUCUAAAAACUCUGGACAGGAAAUAUUAUCAAGAACCCUAAGGUUAGUCUAUAUUAAUAACGAUUGAUUCAAAGGAUGAACCAGUGGAUUCUGGAUUUCAAGGUAGGAGUGGUUUGCUUUCAAAACAGGUGGGAACUCUAUAACCUUCUUGUAAUCAUUGAGUUUACCUUAUAUGCGAGCAUGAUGAGUUCUUAUUAUCGUUGAACAUGAUGUUUGUAAUUGAAUGGGUAUGUUGUGUAAUAUGCGUUAUGUGGUUCCCUGCGAGGAGUUUCUGUGAUUCCUCAUAGCUUCUUGCUAAGUUCUAGAAGGGUGGUAACUCAUCAGUUUACAAUAUUACUUAGAAGCGCGGUAACUCAUCCGUUAGCAAUAUUACUUACUUUCUUGCUUAUUAAGAUAGAACGACGGUAACUCAUUCGUAUGAAAUAUUACCAUAGAAGGGCGGUAACUCAUCCGUUUCGAUAGUAUAUAUACUAUUUUAUUUGGGGAAUUCACUCAUAUGCAUAUCAUACUUGAUUGUUCAGUCUUAGCAGUAUGACUGGGUCACUAUGACCUUGACUUAGGAAGAAAUUCUAGGUUCAUGACUGGAUAUGGUCAUUAUUUGGAGACUUCGUCCUACGAAUAAUGAUUGGGCCUUUUGUGAACCUGCUGUGCGAGGUCAGAUCAUAGUAAUCAAAACCUUAUUAUAUUCUAGACUUAUAUGGUGGCAUUGGAUUUUAUGAGGUAUACGCAUUCCACGAUAAAUCUUACGGUACCUGGAUUCAUGCUAUCAUUUGAGACGGGAGUUAUUCCUAGCAUCUUCUUCUCCAUUGAGUGAGACGAAGUUAGGAUAACAUAUGUAUAGGUUGUUUAAUUUAAUUCUCGUUGAUCCAUCCGGUGGUGGAUCUUUCAUGGAUAUUGCCACUAUGGACGCAAUAUCUGGGGAAAAGAGUUGAAGCAAUCUUAUACUUCGUGUUGGGUGCUAAAGGUGUUAUCUGUAUCUCUUCUAUUGUUCUGUUCCUUUUAAAUUUAUUAUCUUUUAGAACGGUGAAUCAUGUUAGUGAUUACUUGAAAGUUAUAUGUUUCCAUUAGGCACCCCUUUGGGAUGAUGUGCUCACUUGUUCGCACUUCAGUUUCAGUAAUCAGAAGAAAUGGUGCGCGUGAAG